GUGACGUGGCUCUUAUGGUGGCAAUAAUGCCAGAAUGUAUUGUUUCUUGUAUAUUUAUAUCCUUGUGUCAUCUAAAUUAUUUUUAUUUAUUUUUAGAGAUACUAAAGUAAUUAAUUAUUAUUAGAAACUAUUAUAGUUAACAAUGCCUAUAUCCUGUAAAACAGAGUGUGGAAGAAAUGCUGUAUUAAAGCGACCAAAAACAGGAGAUGCUCUGUGCAAGGAAUGUUUUUAUUCAGCGUUUGAAUCUGAAAUACAUUACACAAUAAUAAAAGGAGAGUUAUUUAACAGAGGAGAUUCUGUAGCGGUUGCUGCUUCUGGUGGGAAAGAUUCUACGGUUCUUGCACACAUAUUGAAAACACUUAAUGAGCGAUAUGAUUAUGGUUUGAACUUAAUGCUCCUAUCUAUAGACGAAGGCAUCACUGGCUACCGUGAUGAUAGUCUUGAGACUGUGAAACAAAAUCGUGAUGAUUAUAAAAUGCCUCUGAAAAUAUUAUCAUACAAAGAGUUAUAUGGAUGGACUAUGGAUGAAAUUGUGGCACAGAUUGGUAGAAAGAACAAUUGUACAUUUUGUGGUGUGUUUAGAAGACAGGCGCUGGACCGAGGGGCGGCAAUGCUCGGCGUCAAGUGCAUAGCUACUGGCCACAAUGCAGAUGAUAUAGCCGAGACAGUAUUAAUGAAUGUGCUGAGAGGUGAUAUUGCCAGAUUGAAAAGAUGCACAGCCAUAGUAACAGGAAGUGAGGGCACUAUACCAAGAGUAAAACCUCUCAAGUACACAUAUGAAAAAGAAAUUGUUAUGUAUGCACAUUACAAGAAGCUGGUGUACUUCUCAACUGAGUGUGUAUUUGCUCCUAAUGCCUACCGAGGGCAUGCAAGAGCUCUGCUGAAGGACAUGGAGAAGAUCAGGCCUGCUUGCAUUAUGGACAUUAUAUACUCUGGUGAAACAAUGACAAUAAAAGAUGAAGUCUCAUUACCAGCACAGAGGGUAUGUGUUAGGUGUAAUUUUGUCUCAUCACAGGAAGUCUGCAAAGCUUGUGUGCUUCUUGAAGGCCUCAAUAAAGGGUUACCAAAACUUGGCAUUGGUAAGAGUUCCAAGGCGAAGAAAAUGCUUGAUGAAUAUAAUUUGAAACAGACAGAAAGUAGUGGUUUGAAAGAAGCAAUUUCAGAUUUGAAUGAUACAGUUAGCAGUUGUAUAGCAAAAGCUAAAACUUGUAAAUCAGGAUUGUGUAGUGAAGAAAAUAAUGUAAAUAAAAAUGGUAGUAUAAAUAAAAAUGUAAACAAGUGCAAUAGUAAUAAAUGUUGUAUAGGACAAUGUAUUUCUAAAGAAAAUAGCCAAAUCCAAAAAUCAAUCAGUAACUCAAAAGUUAAUUCAUUACUACAACAGUAUGGAUUGGAUGAUACAUCAACUGACAAUGAGCAAUUAAAAUUAGUAACAAACCCUCAUGAAAAUGGCCAUGAAGAUGUAUUAGAGAAUUCUGAUGAUGAACAGUCACAUUUGGAUGAAGAUAACACAUGUUCCGCAUCAUGUGGUAGAAUGGGGUCAUUACAAAUAGGAUUCUGACAAUAAAACACUGAGAAAUUUCAAA
This is a messenger RNA of Galleria mellonella (greater wax moth), 1583 nucleotides long. RefSeq names its product cytoplasmic tRNA 2-thiolation protein 1 (gene Ctu1). The record is from RefSeq and is a predicted model, not a curated record. The transcript has 4 exons. Gene Ontology annotation, biological process: tRNA wobble position uridine thiolation. Gene Ontology annotation, cellular component: cytosolic tRNA wobble base thiouridylase complex; mitochondrion. Bases 143 to 1558 code for a protein of 471 amino acids. Gene Ontology annotation, molecular function: tRNA binding. Lineage: Eukaryota; Metazoa; Arthropoda; Insecta; Lepidoptera; Pyralidae.